CUAAACUAUCUGGUCAACUUCGACAAUGAGGGGAAGCUUCGAUGGGCUCGGAACGGAGUUCUGGUUGACACCGCCCCAGGUCGCUGGAAAGACCAAGGUCAGGGCCGAGGCGUGAUGAAAGUAGACAAGGCAGAGGACCUUCCUCGACGGAGUAGCUUCACGUCAUCAGCGUCUUCACUCUCAGUUUCGUCAGGGUCUGUUCAGGAAAAUGAAGCAAGCCAUUACGUUGGCCAACCCCAUGGCCGAGGUCGCUUUAUGCACCUGCUAAGAAGCCGAAUGACUCCCAAAGGGAUGAUGGAUAGACUUCUGCGGAAGACGGUGCGGAAGAAUACAUGGAUCUAUGUUGCGGUGCGUUCUUAG
Messenger RNA from Coniophora puteana RWD-64-598 SS2, 360 nucleotides. RefSeq lists its product as uncharacterized. Lineage: Eukaryota; Fungi; Basidiomycota; Agaricomycetes; Boletales; Coniophoraceae. The annotation marks the transcript as partial. The record is from RefSeq and is a predicted model, not a curated record. The transcript has a single exon.